UGUUACUGUAUGGGAGGAGCAAGAGAGAGAGCGAUACCAAGAUGGAGAGCAGGAAGGUUCCAGGCAUAGGAGGGCGGCGGUUUGCACCUACCCCACCAAAGCCGGUAAAAAACAGUGCAUAUAUCCUUUACCAAGAGGAACUGAUAGAGAAAAAGAAGAAGGAGAUAGAGGCCAAAACACAGCAACAGACCAAGCAACCUCAACAGAGCGUCCCAACUCAAAGAGCUAAUAACCCUACAGCUCCUUCUGCCACAUCAAACAAAUUUGCCAACGAUGGCAGUUUUUUGCAGCAGUUUCUCAAGUUACAGAAAGAAAAGGCAGGCACUGAAACUUCUUCAUCUUCAUCUGGCAACUCUGGGACAUCCCAGAAGAAGCCCAUCCUAAUAGGAAAGCGACAUGGACUUUCUGGAGAGAGCAUGUUGAACCAAAUGAAGACCUACUCCCACACUAAGCAAACUCCAAAAGUGAACCGUCUCAGUGUCUUUAAAUCUCCCGAGGAAGACGAAGACGACGAGGAAGAUUAUGAGCAGUGGUUGGAAAUUAAAAUUUUACCCCCAGAGGACUCUGAAACCCGCAAGGUUGUUGAGAAGUUAGCUCGCUUUGUAGCCGAAGGGGGCAGGGAACUGGAAAAAAUGGCGCUCGAAGACCAUAAGGACAACCCAGCAUUUGGAUUUCUACAUGAUCACAACAGCCGGGAGUUCCUUUAUUACAGAAAGAAACUGGCAGAGUUUAUAAAGGAACGCCAGGAUCCUGAAAAAAUGGCCGCCAACAAACAUGAUGAAGAUGUUAAGAUGUUUGCUGAGAGGCUGGCAAAAUCCGUGGCAGAAGGUGGUCCAGAGGUAGAAGCAAUAAUCAUACAAAACAACAGAGAAAACCCAGCUUUCAGGUUUUUAUAUGAACCAAACAGCAAAGGUCAUAGGCAUUAUAAAAUUAAGCUGGAAGAGUAUAAACGGGCCUUGAAAAACGCAGCCAAUCCUUCAUCGGUGCCUGAGCUCAAACACAGGAUCACGUCGGAGCCAAGUAUUGCUACAGCUCCACCGGCCUCCUCCUCCUUCGUCGCCCCCUCUCCAACACCUACCAUUUCCUCACCACCUCCAGCCACCGAGCAGACGGCAAUAAAAAGAAAGAGGAAGAGCCGUUGGGGUCCAGAAGAGGAGAAGGUGGAGCUGCCUCUUGCAGCUGCGGUCAGUGAGCCUCCAGACACCAGCUUACUAACAGCUCAGGAUCUGAAAGGUUUGGGGUAUGAGAAAGGAAAGCCAGUGGGAUUGGUGGGUGUCACUGAGCUUUCGGAAGCCCAGAAAAAACAGCUAAAGGAACAACAGGAGAUGCAGCAGAUGUAUGACAUGAUCAUGAAACACAAACGGGCCAUGCAAGACAUGCAGCUCAUGUGGGAGAAAGCACUGAAACAGCAUCAGCAUGAUUAUGACAGCGACGAAGAGGUGGACAACGAUCUGGGAACUUGGGAACAUCAACUGAGACGCAUGGAAAUGGAUAAGACCAGGGAAUGGGCAGAGCAGCUCACUGAGAUGGGUCGUGGCAAGCAUUUCAUUGGAGACUUCCUUCCACCAGAUGAGCUUGAAAAGUUCAUGGAAACGUUCAAAGCUCUCAAGGAGGGUCGUGAGCCAGACUAUUCCGAGUACAAGGAGUUUAAGAUAACUGUUGAGAAUAUUGGAUACCAGAUGCUCAUGAAGAUGGGUUGGAAGGAAGGAGACGGUUUGGGGUCUGAUGGCCAAGGAAUCAAGAACCCUGUUAACAAGGGCUCAACAUCCGUGGAUGGUGCAGGAUUUGGCAUUGACCGCCCAGCAGAACUGACAAAAAGAGAUGAUGAGUAUGAGGCGUUCCGGAAAAGAAUGAUGUUGGCAUACCGAUUCCGACCUAACCCACUGAAUAACCCACGACGUCCGUAUUAUUGAAGAGUUGAUCUUACUGGUUUCAUAAACUGUGAUCUCUGAAGACUUGUCUGUAAUGUGCUAUUCCCAGGCAGCAAGCACCAUUUAUUUUUCAAUGUAUGCAAGGAAAUUAGUUUGUCCCCAUGAAGGAACCUUACCAUAGUGCUCCCUCUCACUGUUUACUCUUGCAGAGGAAAUAGUUGGUUUAAUAAAUAUAUUUUUAACUCAA
Spea bombifrons (plains spadefoot toad) is the source of this 2118-nucleotide messenger RNA. It is a transcript of the gene SUGP1, whose product is annotated as SURP and G-patch domain containing 1. The transcript is spliced from 14 exons. Lineage: Eukaryota; Metazoa; Chordata; Amphibia; Anura; Pelobatidae. Bases 42 to 1913 code for a protein of 623 amino acids. The record is from RefSeq and is a predicted model, not a curated record. Gene Ontology annotation, molecular function: RNA binding. Gene Ontology annotation, cellular component: nucleoplasm. Gene Ontology annotation, biological process: RNA processing.